Messenger RNA from Harpia harpyja (harpy eagle), 7273 nucleotides. RefSeq names its product protein kinase cGMP-dependent 1 (gene PRKG1). Gene Ontology annotation, biological process: protein phosphorylation. Gene Ontology annotation, molecular function: ATP binding; cGMP-dependent protein kinase activity. The transcript has 10 exons. Lineage: Eukaryota; Metazoa; Chordata; Aves; Accipitriformes; Accipitridae. The coding region runs from base 2160 to 3191 and encodes 343 amino acids. The record is from RefSeq and is a predicted model, not a curated record.
CGACUCAACACACAAAAUGAUGAAGAAAUUGGGACUGGAGCGGAAGAUCCCAUCUCCCAUGAAACCAGGGGAUUUUUGGAAGAAUUGGUGGAAUUUGCAGGGACUGGGACUAGCAUCCUGCUUGCCUUGCCAGCACCGUGCCAUGUCUUAACCUAGUUUUUGUCCUCUCACAUUGCAUGAUGUGAACUAUACAUCUUUUUUGUAGGAAUUGGCCGGCUUUCAGGAUAAGAGGUAUUAUAGGGAAAAAACCAUUUCCCCUCUCUGUUCCAUAUGUUUUUGGAGACCCUGACCCUUCUGACACACUGCUGUUUGGAAUCUUUCAUCCCCUGCUUGCUCAGCAUUGAGAAAUCCUCACCAGUUGCCCAGGGGAGAAGAUGUGGUAGGUGGUCCCCUGCCUCCCUGGGAGCACAAGAUGCCUUCCUUCUGCUCCCAAGCCUUGGGCAAAGGUAACGCAGGGCCUCUUGACCUGAAGUUUUGCAUCCGUUGUUUGACUGUUGAAGGGAAAUUUUCCAUGCUGGGAUUUCAACUUCCUAGCAAUUAUAAAUCAUUAAGGGUAUUUAACUGGUCUAUACAUUUACAUGAAAAUUAGCCCCAUCUCAUUGCUCUGUCACCUCUAAGAUGAUGCUGUGAUAUAGAAGGGAACGUAUAAAUACGUCUUUCCUUUAGCAAAGGUUUUUUACUGACAGCUUUAGUAUGCACCUCAUGAUGAGUCUAAAGCGAUCAAUAAGCUGCUGUGUCACACAAGGUUAUCCCAAGUUCAGAGCAGGCUUGGUACUGAUUGGUUUCCAAAAUCGGAUGCAUGAGGCUGCUGUGGUCACAGGAGCAAGGUCACCGAGAGGAUCUGGUGACAGUAUAAAUAAUAAAGCAGAGCUUAAGUAAUUUGUCAACAGCACCCCCAAGAUAAAAUUGCACUUUAUUGCAUUGGAUUUGGGGCUUGAUGAUGUGACCUUUCACCUUUCUUGACACCUCUUUUUAUUUUUCCCUUUUAACUUUGAUUUUUUUUUUCUCCCCCAAUGUCAUUGCAGUUUUAAAUAGACUAAAGAAGGUGGUUUGAAGGGAAUAAGUCAGUAAAUCAAUUCCAUCCCAUUAUUGAAUUAGAGACAGGCGUGAUGGACAAGGUACAUUAAAAAGAUAGACAGGUGGAUACAUAUAUAUGAUCAUGGCCAACACUAUGAUGUUUUAUCAUUACGCUGUUGUUAUUAUGCAGAAAUGAAGCAUCCAGGUGAAAUAGCAGACUAUGGUCUGUUAAUUGCAAGAUAUGAUGGCUAAAAUUAAGCACUGAAAACCAAGCCAACUCCCCCUUUACACCCUCCAUGCCUCUCUCCAUAAUCCCGUCAAUGCUCUUUUCCCAUACAAGUCUGUGUCACCAGCAGCCAAAGGUUGUACACGCACGGGGACUUCUCAGGCAGCUGAAUGUCAAACUAUAUUGAGUGGGUGGAUCCUGUUCAUCCAUUUCCCCUCCAAGCCUUUCUAAAAAUACCAUAAACCUUGACAAGGAGCUAUUUUAGAGGAAUCGUAUUCAUGAGGAUAGUCAUGGGAAGCUUAUUUUGGCAGGCUUGCAUGUGUUCAAUUUGCAUGCUUCCUUAGUCAAGGGCUUGGUGAACUUGUGUUGCGAGCCAGUUGGACAUGGGCUUAAGAGAGAGCAUCUGGAUUUUGGGACCUCCUGGGCUGGGACGUCUACUCCAAGUGAGUUUAUAGGAGGAAAAGAAGUGAAGAUAUUCUUAUAGGAAUGUUGAUAUGUGACUGAAGUCAUUCAUUUCAGGCAUUUGCACAUCAGCCCGCAGCUUAUCGGAUCUGAUUUCAUAAAACCUGGCUGUGAUUUCUCUCCAGGGACCUUAAUGAUCUUGCCACUUUCAAUAAACAUUUAUAGAAACUACUGCCAGCCUGUGGAUAAGAGAAACUCCUAUGAGAGACUUUAUCUUCCAAAAAUACUUAAAGACACUAAAAAAAAACCACCCACAAGAAGAUCAAUAGAAAAUGUCAAAAUGUAGCAUUUGCUGGGUAGCUGGAGCUGAAUUGCAGUACCAGACAUUUGUAUUGUAGGCAUGCAGUAGGUACGUUUGCUUUUGUCACUUGGAAAACUGUGCACAUCGGAGCAAUGCUAUAAUUGGGACCAGCAAAACGAUGAAUGUGAAUAAAAGCAAACUGUAAGAGAUAAGAUGGAAAUUAAGCAGAAAUUUCCAUUUUUUCGCAUAAAAAAAUCCAGAUACGAAGCCGAAGCUGCCUUCUUCGCCAACCUGAAACUGUCUGAUUUCAACAUCAUUGACACCCUUGGAGUCGGAGGGUUUGGACGAGUUGAGCUGGUCCAGUUGAAAAGCGAAGAAACAAAAACGUUUGCCAUGAAAAUACUGAAGAAACGUCACAUCGUGGACACGAGGCAGCAGGAGCACAUCCGCUCAGAGAAGCAGAUCAUGCAGAGCGCGCACUCGGACUUCAUCGUGAGGCUUUACAGGACGUUCAAAGACAGCAAGUACCUAUACAUGCUGAUGGAAGCCUGUCUGGGCGGAGAGCUCUGGACAAUUCUCAGGGACAGAGGUUCAUUUGAGGAUUCAACGACCAGGUUUUACACGGCAUGUGUGGUCGAAGCUUUUGCCUACUUGCAUUCCAAAGGGAUCAUUUAUAGGGACCUCAAGCCAGAAAACCUCAUUCUGGAUCAUCGAGGUUAUGCCAAACUGGUCGAUUUUGGCUUUGCAAAGAAAAUAGGAUUUGGAAAGAAAACAUGGACUUUUUGUGGAACCCCGGAGUACGUAGCCCCCGAGAUCAUCCUGAACAAAGGUCAUGACAUUUCGGCAGACUACUGGUCACUGGGAAUCUUAAUGUAUGAACUCCUGACUGGCAGUCCCCCUUUCUCAGGCCCAGACCCCAUGAAGACCUAUAACAUCAUAUUAAGGGGAAUAGACAUGAUUGAAUUUCCAAAGAAGAUUGCCAAAAAUGCUGCUAAUUUAAUUAAAAAACUAUGCAGGGACAAUCCAUCAGAAAGAUUAGGGAACUUGAAAAACGGAGUGAAAGAUAUCCAAAAGCACAAAUGGUUUGAAGGCUUUAACUGGGAAGGGUUACGAAAAGGGACACUGACGCCUCCUAUAAUACCAAGUGUUGCAUCUCCAACAGACACAAGCAAUUUUGACAGCUUCCCGGAGGACAGUGAUGAACCACCCCCUGACGACAACUCAGGAUGGGACAUAGAUUUUUAAUGUAUUUCUCUUACCUGCUUCUGCCUUGCUGAAGACAGCUUCCUGGGACAUGGCUGCCAGCGAAACCGAAAGAAUUGGGGAGGAUUAGUGCUCGGGGUCACCAUGAUGCCUUGAUUGAUGCUGCUACAGUAACUACAGUGGCAUUAGGACUUAUUGCUUAGAUGACAAUAGCGCUCUUCAUGUUUUAUGUUCGAACUUAAAGUAGCAGUUGACAUGGUGGUCCUGACACAAAGCCUUUCACUGGUAAAGAAAUAUGUUUUCUAUCACUGCAACGAUCUUGCUACGCUCUUAAUUAUAAAAGUCGAGAGAUACAUAGUGUAAGAUGCACUUAAUUCUAGCUGCAAGGUACUGGCUUUAUCAGUAGGAUCAAUAGUAAUUUAUUAAGUGCUGUAGCUAAAUACAGUGCAGGAUUUGGGCUACUCCCACCCUCCAAACUCCAUAGGUCUUCUACUGUAGGCCAGUGUAGGAGCAAAGGAGGACCACACGGUACUGGUCAAAGAGUUCAUGUCAAAGCAGUGGUAAAAUUUGUCCUUUUCCUUUCCAAGCAGUAUUCAUGACAAGACUGAAUGUUACUUUUCCUCUUUAUUUUUGAGAUUUUUUUAUUUUAGCCUGGUAAAACAAAAGCACAACUGCUCUAGAUCCCCUUAAGGCAGAUAUGGGUUGCUUCUCUCAUACAGCUGAGAACAUACUGUAACACGAUGUUUGGGUUUUUUUUUUCCUUUCCCUUGGUACAAAUACAUAACUGCAUGAAAAAAACCAACCAUAAAAUUAAUCCAUUUUACAUAUAAAAUAGUGCUUAAAUAAUGGUCCUGUAAUAAAGUGACAGCAGCCCACUGGUCUUACUGGUUAGCUAUUAGGCAUAAAACUAAGCUUAACUUUUACCUUUUUAGAGCCUGAAGGGAAAACAUAAGACCCAUAAUGUACUUUAUAGGUGCUAUGUACAUCCCUCAUCUGUGAAUAUACCUAUUCAGUCAACCACCAUUUCAGAAAUAUGUAGCAAGAGGCAUCAUUCUUCAUCACGCUCUUAGAUGAUUUUACGUCUCUGUGUCUGCAUCUCUUCCAUGUUUAGUACAAAGCUAAUUAAAAUAAAAGGUGGUACUGGGCCAGUUUGCUGGCUCUGUUUGUAAUAUUGCCCAUGAAAAUGUAAUCCUAAUUACACCAGACUAAGGAGCUCCACAGGAAAAUCAGUGGAAUUAAAUGGAAAAUCGAUAUUGGAUGUGGUUGUGCGAGGUCUCCGUGUCUCCAGUGCACCAGGUCCCCAGUGACCGUCUUUAAGGCACGGGAAUGGCUAAAGCCAAGUCGGCUUGUACGGAAAAAGGAGCUGGGGAAAACAAUAUUAGCGUGUGUCCACUUUUCCCUCACUUCCACUGCUUUUCCUUUGCUUGAGUACAGUCUCUCCUGAUUUAUAGGACGUAACAGAGGAAUCCUGUCCUGGAUGCCUGUUUGUUGUGUAUACAUGGGACUAGAAGUUUAUCCCAUCAUACCAACAAGAAACAUCAGCUUUCAGACUCUGUAACAGACCCUGCCCCAAAAAUUAGCAGAUGCUGCCCCAGUUCAUCUCAGAGCUGCCAAGAACUGUUGUAUACGCUGGAAGGCGAAAGAUCAACUUUUGCUGAAAAGUCAUUCAUAUGACUUUUGCCUACAUAGUACACAGAAAAUAUAUGUUUUAGCAGUAAAAAAUUAUUUCCCCGAUACUAAAUCCCCACUCUUUCCCAUGUUCCUAAUGAAAGUGACUUAACAGAGCUUAUGAAAAAGGUUUUUUCUCCCCUUCUUUGACAGCAUUGACGAUGUCUGCUGUUUGCCAGCAAACUAAAGGGCUCGGUCAUCGCGACGCCUUUGAAAACCAGUCUGUGUCGCUAAAUUUCCCUCCUCAUUUUCUGAGGGAAAAGGGUGAGGCAACACUGUCAGCACAGUGACUUCAGGUUGUUUCCGCUAUUCAUUAAUCAUUAAAACCUUGUUUACCUUCAAAACCAUAGGGAAAAGACAGUAAUGACAUCUCCCAGGAAUUACUCAUGUAGGGCAAAUACACGCUCGCUUUUCAGCCUUUGUCUGAGGGAUGGAAGACACUGAAAGCCGGUGCUGAGUACUAGGGCUAAAGUAAUCACUAGGCAUCUUAGCAGACAGGCUGCUGCCUAAAAGCCAGAUUCUUUUCUCGCAUCCCCCUGGUUUUUCACUCGACGAUGCAGCGACAUUGGAGGAGAAAACUUGCUGUCAUUGGUAACUUUGUACAGAAGAAUGUAGAGAGGAGUUUGUCCCAAAAUGAUGACAUUUAGUAGCUGAGAUGCAGUUGUCAGUCAAGGGGUUGCCAGGAGGAAAGGGUAUCACAACAAUUUUGGGGGGCAACCCAAGAACGUUACAGGAAGAAGGUUUUAAAAUGGGCUGAUGAGUUAUUUUUCUUUCUUCCUAUGCCUUUUUCCUUGUGCCAAGCACGGUAAUUAAUACCUGCAGCGUGCGGCAUGUGCUGUACCGAAUAUAAGUUUAUUUUGAUAUCAAACACUUCACUCAACUUUCAUCGCCUUUCCUAAACAUACUUUAAGCAACAUACUUAGCAUAUAUAUAUAUGAAAAAUGCCUUCAUUUAUAAGUAAUAUAUUUGAGUUGCAUUAUAUAUAUAUAUUCACAACAACGGAUUGCCUCUGUGUUUCCACUUACUGUUCUUUCUUCUUUGUCUCUUUUUUUAACAUAUGGGAUGACAGCAUAUUUACGUAAGGGGAAAUCAGCUUCCGUAUUUAAAACAAGUGUAUUAAGAUUGGUGUCAUUAAGACGCAGACGAUCCGUAGCUUCUCACAGUGCUGCAUUAUCCAUAACAAAUUCUUAUUUAACAACAGGACCACAAGCAAAUAUUUAUGUAAAUAGGUAUUUUCGUGUUGAUAUUUUGUGGUACACAUGUAACUUUUUCUUUUAGAGUCCCAUGGCAUUAUUACUUCAUUUUCUUAUUUGUAAUGUAAUGUUUUUAGAUCAAGGUAGACUUGACUUAAUGUCAUAAUUGUCAGUAUUAUUAAACUUUAUGUCAACUGUACUGUUAACUCAUCUGUCCCAUAGUUUUAGAACAUGAUUAGCUAUCUGGCAUUGUUGCAAGUGCCUUAAAUCCAUGGCAUCCUAUUAAAAAAAAAAAAAAAUUACAAAUUUGGUGUUAUGCUGCAUGACAAAGACAAACACACCUCAAAUUGUCGUCCUUUCUUAGCUUGCUGCGUUUUACAGUUCUUUCUGCUACCAAUUUCUAAGCCUUUAUUAUAUAAUAUUGAUGAAUUACAGAAAUGAUGAAGUCGUUCUCUUAUUUCUGUUCAAUGUACCAGAGCUGUGUAUCUGUUAAUGAGAUACAGAGUCAUUUCUGUGAAAUGUAUAAAUGUUAUGUGCGGGUCAAAUUAAUAUAUGACAUCCUAUCAGUCCGUAGACAGGUAUUCCUGUUUUGCUAAGCUGUGCAGUUUCAACCCAUCGUGCCGUCCAGCACCAACCUCCCGUCUUAUACAAACCCCUUUAGAAAUCUCCCACCCCGAAAAAAACGACGAGCAACCCGGUGUGCAACCCGACCUGCGUUUUUUUGACCCGAAACCCCCAUGCAAAGGUGUAGCUCGUUUGCACCACUCAACAAAACAGGAUCUGUGCUUCCCCCCGCCCCCAACUCCUUCUAUAUGCAACCCACCGCGGAGGCGAGCCCUCAGCGCUCCCACAGAGCUGAGCUGGAAAGCUGGAAGCUCCUCGUCCUCUGCAGCUCCCCGGUCGCGUAAACCAGCCGUAACGCUGAGACUUGGGCGGUUUUAGGGCUUUACCGGCAAAAGGGGAAAUUUUGUUUGGAGUUGCCUAUCGUCCCGAGUCCCAAUUUAUGCUGUUUUUACACAAGCCCCGUGUUUUAUAUUCUUGUUUUCUCCAGUUUUCUUCUUACAUGAAAGAGGUUUUGUUUGUCAGACAAAUGUCAGUCAUCCACCAGUCAUCGGCCGGUUGCACUCUUUUGAUGUAGAUUUAAGAACUUUUUUUCAUAAACUUUAACCGCUUUUGUUUUGCUCUGUAUUUUCCCUGCAGCUGUAAUUGCCGAGUGCCUGUUGUAUACUUUAUAGAGUUGAAAUAAAAAUAAUUACUUUUGAA